CUGCCGAGUUGCCCUGUUUAGAAUAUCAAGGUGGCAACACUGCACUUUUGUUUCAGUCUAGUAUUAUUGUGAUUUUAUAUCGUUUUCUUCGCAUGUUCUUUUUCUAAAAUUUGUUAAUUAGUUUUGCAAAGUAGUUAAAUACUUUUUAUCAUGAAAGAUUUAAUGUUUAAAAAAUGUAGAGUUUUUCAGAUGAAUCAUGUGGAAUUGAGCUAACUUUUUUUAUUGCCAAUGCUUUGUAGUUGAAAUAAUAAAGUGAGGGUCCGGGGUUGAUAUUAUAUUCUCUCUAUAGAUAGUAUGUUAUCAACGUCUCUGUGUAACAUAUAGGUAUUAUUAAAUUAGAAUGCCGCCUGAAUAUUAUUUGUGAUACAAUUAUAUUCUGCUAAAAAUGAUAAAACAAUCCGUUGCACCCCGAAGUGUGCAUCCGUAUCAAACAACAGUGUUACCACGCAGUGAACAGCAAUUUGCGACGGCUUCACGGCUUCGAGCAAAGUAUCCGUGGAUAGAAGAUGUUAACACACCAGUUUAUCAAGCUACUAGUACUGACGCCUCUACGCCUGAACAUCAGUAUCACGUUCCUCAAUAUUAUGUAAAAGAAAAUGGUCCACCAUCACCUGUGUACCAUGCUCCAUAUGGCACUGGCACAUGGAGAAAUUACAAUAGAGGAGAGAAAGCGAUGCCCAACACAUAUACUUUCCCGUCAUGUGCUUCUGCAUUUUCUUUACCAUUAUGUGAUGUAGAGCCCAGUCAGAGGAUGGAGCGAUUGCAAGUACCAUCAGUACAAUCAGUUAGCCCUGAGGUCCCAAUUAUUGGAGCAUGUGGUGGGCAUUGCCCUGGAUUUGAAUAUGUUUGCUAUUAUAUAUUACAGGUUAUCUUUGUGGUUGGCAUUUUAACUGGAAUCUCAUUAUGCAUAGCUGGUAUAGUAUUAAGAAAAACAAAUAGAAAUGGUGAUCUUGGAGUUUUGGUAUAUAUUGGUUGUCUUUCCUCAUGUGUUUGUGGAGUUUUACUGGGAGUCCAAUGUUGUGUCCGCCGAGAAAUUAGACAGCGCAAGUUGAGAGCCAAUACACACAUUCCCAUGCAGCCAAUUCAGGAGUUUCCUGUAACUACCCACCCACUAAUACCGUCCACAUUACCUCGUAGUCAAAUAUAUAGGCCCACAACAACUAACUUGUCUCAAGAAGACGAAAUACUCGGAGUUCCCUGGUGGCGCCGUACUAACAGAGACUGAUUAGUUUUAAGAUAUACUCAUCUUGUAUGAUUAUUAUUUGUAUUGUAAUAAUGAUUUUUUCAAUUAAAUAAAUGAUGAAAAUGAUAUUUAGAU
Molecule: messenger RNA, 1318 nt
Organism: Zerene cesonia (dogface butterfly)
Lineage: Eukaryota; Metazoa; Arthropoda; Insecta; Lepidoptera; Pieridae
Exons: 6
Coding region: 386-1225 (279 amino acids)
Source: RefSeq, a predicted model, not a curated record